AUGCGAGAGCGAUUAUCGAACACGUCCGAGAGGGUCAAGGAAGCCUCCCCAAUCAACCUGGAUAGCGACCUAAGGCGCGAGCUAAAGGAGCUGAGCGACCGCUCCCAGAGGGAGUUCGCCCAGCUACAACACAACGUCACAACAGUCAGGAUCCAAACCGACCCCAAGAACACGCUCAGGUCCGUCUCCAGUGGAGGGACCUACGCAGACGCGAUCCGCAGAGGGAUUGGGCUACCGUCCAGCACGACAGCGCCGACCUCUACCACACAACGCACAGCAGGGACAGGGACCCCGGGGGUCUCCGCAUACAAGCUGGACAGGAACAGAGAGGUCAUCAUCAAGCUCGCCAGCCGCCCCAUCAUCGAACGCCUCAGGGCCACGACCCCGUUGGAUAUCAUCAGGAGGGUGGAAGAAGCACAGAGAGAUCCAUCCAGGGUGGUCAUUGAGGACCGCGAGCGGGCAGUUGAGACGUGCGCACGGAUUGAGGCGCGAGAGAGGAUCACCCUCUACACAGACGGGAGUGGAUACAGAGGCCACGUAGGGGCGGUGGUUAUCACGCCUAAAGAGAACGGGGUCCGGAAGAAGAUCGGCCAAUACAUGGGCCCGGAGACCAUCAGCAACGUGUAUGCGGCCGAACUCCGAGGCCUACAACUAGCCACCACGUGGACUAGGGUCCUAGGGGUGGACAGGGCCAGGAGGGACGGAGAGGUGCACGUAUUCAGCGAUAGCCAGGCUGCGCUGAAAGCCAUGCGCGCCCCGAGGAUGUCCUCUAGCUAG
Messenger RNA from Aspergillus ibericus CBS 121593, 777 nucleotides. RefSeq lists its product as uncharacterized. Bases 1 to 777 code for a protein of 258 amino acids. Lineage: Eukaryota; Fungi; Ascomycota; Eurotiomycetes; Eurotiales; Aspergillaceae. The record is from RefSeq and is a predicted model, not a curated record. Gene Ontology annotation, molecular function: nucleic acid binding. The transcript has 3 exons.